UAUCGAUAUCAAUGACAGGAGGCUGUUGGCACGAACACGCCCACCCAACCAGGAAGUCGUUUCGAAGUUGCACAACGAUUUCAGGUGAAACGAAACUACGCGAAAACCUGUGAAGCGUUACACAGCACAAACGGAGAAUGGCAGAAGCGGCACCAAAUAACCACGAACUUUUUACAUGUUCGAUUUGUUUGGAUCUUCUUAGGGAUCCAGUGACUACUAAUUGUGGACACAGUUACUGUAUGGGCUGCAUUACGAGCUGCUGGGAUCAGGAAGAUCAGAAGGGAGUCUACAGCUGUCCCCAGUGCAGACAGACUUUCACCCCAAGACCCGUUUUAAGCAAAAAUAAUAUUUUUGCUGAGCUGGUGGAACAGAUCAAGAAGACCAGAAUCCAAGCUGCUGCUCCUGUUCCAUGUACGGCUGGACCUGGAGAUGUGGAGUGUGACGUCUGCACUGGGAGAAAACUCAAAGCUGUGAAGUCCUGUCUGGAAUGUCUGGUGUCAUACUGUGAAACUCACUACAAAGUUCACAAUGACAUAAACCCUGGGCGAAAACACAAGGUGGUUGAUGCCACAGGCCAGCUACAAGAGAGGAUCUGCACCCAACAUGAGAAGCCUCUGGAGAUAUUUUGUCGUACGGAUCUAAGUUGUGUUUGUUUGCUCUGUCUGGUGGAUGAACACAAAGGCCAUGACACUGUGUCAGCCUCUGCAGGGAGGAGAGAGAAACAGACACACUUGGGGGAGACCCAGAAUAAAAUCCAGCAGAGAAUCCAGGAGAGAGAGAAGGAGCUGCAGGAGCUGAGGAAGGCUUUGGAGACUCUCAAGAGCUCUGCACAGACAGCAGUGGAGGACAGUGAGAGGAUCUUUACUGAGAUGAUCCGCUCCAUUGAGAGAAGGCGCUCUGAGGUGAAAGAGCUGAUCAGUGCUCAGGAGAAGGCUGAGGUGAGUCAAGCUGAAGGACUCCUGAAGCGACUGGAGCAGGAGAUUGCUGAGCUGAAGAGGAGAGAUGCUGAGCUGGAGCAGCUUUCACACACAGAGGAUCACAUCCAUUUCCUCAAGACUUUCCAGUCAGUCAGUGAGAUACCUGACUCUAAAGACUUAUCCUGCAUCUCUGUGAACCAAGGCCUCUCCUUUGAGGCUGUGAAGAAAUCUGUCUCCUCACUAAAGACGCAGCUAGAGAAUUUCUGCAAGGAGGAAGUCAUGAAGAUAUCUGCAUCAGUGACUGAAGUCCAGGCUAUUUUGCCUCCUGAACCUACAACCAGAGAGGAUUUCCUACAAUACUCCUGUCACUUUACACUGGAUCCAAACACAGCACACAGAAAACUCCAUCUGUCCGAGGGGAACAGGAUGGUGGAAAGGAGAGCUGAGCUCCAGUCAUAUCCUGAUCAUCCAGAGAGAUUUGAUGGGUGGUGGCAGGUGCUGUGUACAGAGGGUGUGUCUGGACGCUGCUACUGGGAGGUUGAGUGGAGUGGGGUGUGUGUUGAUAUAUCAGUCUCAUAUAAAAGCAUCAGCAGGAGAGGAGGGCGUGAUGAGUGUGUGUUUGGCCAUAAUGAUCAGUCCUGGAGUCUGGACCUCUCCCGCUUGGGCUCCUCUUUCUAUCACAAUAAUAAAAAGACUAAACACCCUCUAGUGGCCAGCUCCAGAAUAGGAGUGUAUGUGGAUCACAGGGCAGGAACUCUGGCCUUCUACAGCAUCUCUGACACAAUGACCCUCCUGCACAGAGUCCAGACCACAUUCACUCACACACUCUACCCUGGGUUUGGGUUUGGGUUGUUUGGUCAUUCAUCAGUGAAGCUGUUGUGACUGAGAUGUACAGAUGCUGAAUCCAGACUCCAUUCACCCAGCCUCUCUACCCUGGGUUUAGGGUUAGACAUUAGAUCACCUGUGAAGCUGUUGUGACUCUGGGGUGGAGCGCUGGGGUGACCCCACGUAUUGGCAGGUGUACCACACUGGUGUGGUGGUGGUCUGGGAAGAAAACAAUGCUCUGCAGAUGACAUCUGAGGCCAAACUUAGAAUUGUAUUUACAAUCCUAAAUUGGGAUGAUGAAUAAAAUGCAAAUAAAGACAGAAAGAAGCAAUUUGUUAAAUUACCUUUUUUGUAUUAGAUUACACUGACUACAGUUUUUCUUGAUAGCUUAUACACUAUAACUGGGCCUGUUAACUAAACAUCCCAAACCAUGACGCCAUCUACCAGAAGACAGACUCAUUUCCCAAAACUCUCAACACUAUCACCCUGUUUUCACACAUGAUUCAGAUUUAUUGAACUUUUUGAACACAUCCAUUCAUAUAUCACUGGCUGCACCAUGUGCUCAUUCAGUAAACACUGGCAUUCAAUUUCAUUAACUCAAGUCAUCACAGCUCAAACCCAAUUUACAUACAAUUCCCCAGGUGGAAACACGAAGAGUCAAAAGUGGUCACACACCAAUCAGAACCUCAGGAUGGGUAGAUUACUGGGCCAUGGGCCAAUCAGAACCUCAGGAUGGGUAGAUUAAUGGGCCAUGGGCCAAUCAGAACCUCAGGAUAGGUAGAUUAAUGGGCAAUUGGAUCCACAAAGACCACAAAGUACAAACUGUUUAUUUUUCAUUGGUUUAUAUUGCUCAAUACAUUAAAGCAUUUUUUUUUACUGUAUUUAAUGUUCUUUACAUAUCAGUUGCAUAUUUUUCUAGUACAUUUACUUUUUCUCUGAAUUUCAGUUUAUUUUAGUACAGUACAUUGAGAAAUUAAAACUUCUGAAAAUGUC
Messenger RNA from Clupea harengus (Atlantic herring), 2735 nucleotides. RefSeq names its product tripartite motif-containing protein 16-like. The transcript is spliced from 6 exons. Lineage: Eukaryota; Metazoa; Chordata; Actinopteri; Clupeiformes; Clupeidae. The record is from RefSeq and is a predicted model, not a curated record. Gene Ontology annotation, molecular function: zinc ion binding; protein binding. Bases 138 to 1799 code for a protein of 553 amino acids.